Messenger RNA from Diabrotica virgifera virgifera (western corn rootworm), 9818 nucleotides. It is a transcript of the gene sns, whose product is annotated as nephrin. Gene Ontology annotation, molecular function: cell adhesion molecule binding. The record is from RefSeq and is a predicted model, not a curated record. The coding region runs from base 570 to 4550 and encodes 1326 amino acids. Gene Ontology annotation, biological process: cell-cell adhesion. NCBI's taxonomy places the organism in Eukaryota, Metazoa, Arthropoda, Insecta, Coleoptera, Chrysomelidae. The transcript is spliced from 17 exons. Gene Ontology annotation, cellular component: cell-cell junction.
AACAGACAGUGCGUUUUGAGCCCUUGUCGAGGUAGGUAGUUGCUGUAGUAUCCGUUUUAGACAUUCGCACAGCACAGAAAGCGGAGAUCUGGUUUUGUGGGGUGUGCAAAUGCAGAAUCUCGUUUUUAAUUUUUCGGCUAAUUCUCGCGGCUGAUGAUUGGAAUAUCUCUGUGUUUUAAAAACUGACAAAAAGAGGUGUGUUCUUCGAAAGACAAAAAGGAAACUCUCCCGCCGCGUUUGUGACUGUUUUCCCGCGACGAUUUGCAUCUGAGUCGCUAAGUGCCGAGUGUUUUAAGGAUUUUAAUUCUGUUAAGAGGAAUACAUUAAAGUUUUCUGGAUUCUGGCUAGACUUUUAAAGUGUUUACUUUUUUCUCCCUAAUUAAAUGGUGAUUUAUGCGAAGAUUAGGAAUCUGUGCAGUGCCGAAGGAUUUGAGCGAAUGCGAAGAGAAGAUUAGUGGCAGUACUUGAUUAAAAUGUUUGUUUUUGUAAUGGUUUAAUUGUUUUGAGUGAUUAAUGGAGUGAUUAUUUCACGGAUUUUUUCCUUGGAUUUUGGAUUACACGUUUUCAACAUGGAUUACACGGUUUCCUUCGCAAUGUUGUACCUAGUCGUCGUUUUGUUCAUCAGCCACACAAAUGCCCAACAACAGUAUUUUCGAGUGCUUCCCAAAGACGUCAAAGUGCAGGAAGGCGGCGAGGCGAUGUUGGAAUGCGAGGUUGCCAAUUUAGCGGGUCAAGUGCAAUGGACCAAAGACGGAUUUGCCUUAGGUUUUUUGUCGGUAAUUCCGGGAUUCCCUCGUUACUCGGUGAUAGGGGACAGAAGACAUGGAGUUUACAACCUGAGAGUGAGCAACGCAUCCCUCGAGGAUGAUGCCGAGUACCAGUGCCAGGUGGGACCGGCUAGACUCCAGAAGGCCAUCAGGGCGAACGCAAGGCUCAACGUUAUUUCCCCGCCUUCGUCAGUGGAGAUAUUGGAUCACACGCACAAUUCGAAAAUAGAAAUAAAGGAAAACCAAGAAUUCACUCUGGAAUGCCGAGUUAAAAAUGCUAAACCCGCAGCAAAGAUCGUCUGGUACAGGGGCAACGUUGAAAUUAAUAUACCAAACCGAGAAGACCACACUUCAGAAGUACCUGGUAAAACGAAAGACAAGCGUGUAACUAGAUACGACACUCAUUCAAGAAUAUCCCUCAAACCAACAGCGGAAGACGACUUUGCGGAGUACACUUGUGAAGCUAGACAUGAAGCAUUGUCUCAGGAUAUUCCCAUGAGAGCCACCGUCCAACUUAGUGUACUCUAUCCACCAGCUAUACCAUACAUAGAAGGAUAUGUCGAAGGUGAAACCAUACGAAGAGGUCAAACCGUCGAACUGGUUUGUAGAUGUCGAGGUGGUAAUCCUGCUGCUCAAUUAAUCUGGUACAAAAACGGGGAACAAAUCAGAAUGGCCUACAGAACUGCAGGAAGACUGUCAGAAAAUGUUUACACUUUCACCGCCGAUGCUAGUGACAACAAAGCGAAGUACAAAUGUGAAGCCAGUAACAUUAUGUCCAAAGCUCCUUUGAAGGCUGAGGUUGAAAUGACAGUUCUAUUUUCACCUGCUCACGUGACAAUUUCCGGACCAACAGAGGCUCGAGUCGGCGAUCCAGUACCUCUGACAUGCACCACUGCAAAUUCCAACCCUCCGGCAGAGAUUAAAUGGUUGGUAGCGGGACGACAAGUCCGAAACGUAACCUCCAGGCCAGUUAUUUCGCCCGAAGGGGGCUGGAUAACAACGUCGAACAUCACCGCCGUUGUGGAGCCCAACAGGCGAAGUUUGGUGGUUAUUUGCCACGGGGUAAAUAUGCAGCUCACGGAGAAUGUUGUAUCUACGCACACUAUUAACGUUUUAUAUCCUCCGAGCAUGCCCUUCAUCCACGGAUUCACGCAAGGUUCGCAUAUUCCCGCAGGAACAAUUCAGAAAAUAUCCUGUACUUCUGCGGGAGGCAAUCCUUUAGCAACUAUUACAUGGUAUAAAAACGACAAGAAAAUUCAUUCCACUGUUAGGACCACGGAUAAAUCCGUCACGGCGGAGAUCACUAUUUUGACGAACGUUACGGAUAAUGGAGCCGAGUAUAAAUGUGAAGCUGCUAAUUCGGCUACAGAGAUACCACUUAUUGAAGUCAUCAAUAUGAGCGUAUAUUUUCCUCCUGAUCACAUUAAGAUCCGUCAAGAACCUGAAGAUCUGAAACCAAAUGAAGAAGCUACACUUUUUUGCGACUCCAGUUCAAGUAACCCACCUGCCAAGUUAUCCUGGUGGAAAGAAGGUAUUCCUGUUCUAGGAUACAUCAAUACGACAAAACAAGGUCUUCACGGCGGUACAGUAUCUACCAUAGAAAUGAAAGUAAAUGUUACGGAGCAAAUGAAUGGCAUAGUGUAUACUUGUCAGGCGAAUAAUGAAGCACUGCAGAGAUCUGUACAUGAUGCUAUUACUCUACAAGUUUUAUAUAAACCUGUAUUCGACUCAAACAAUGAAGAAUCGGUAACUGGAAUAGAAAAUGAACCCCUUAUCAUCUCGUUAAAAGCAGAAGGCAAUCCCGCAAAUAUAGCGUACACCUGGACCAAAGAUGGUCUGCCAAUAACGCAACAAAGCUCUUCGAAUGGAAUCGAACGAAUAGUGUCCGAUGGUUCAGUUUUGAAUAUAACCAAAUUGAGCAGGAAUGAUGCUGGUACCUACACCUGUGAAGCUUUAAAUUCUCAAGGAAGUAACGUGGCAAUGGUUAACAUUACUGUGCAAUAUCCAGCUUCAAUCGUUCAGACCAGCGGCAACGUAAUCGCCAACCCCAAAGAAGACGCUACUCUUUCGUGCUCCGCCGAUGGCAAUCCCCUGGCCGACGACACAAUCACUUGGAAAAGGGACGAUUUCCCCGACUUUGCAGCCAGAACCUCCGUCAUGUACGACAAAAACGGAACUUCGUACCUUCGAAUAUCGAGUGUGACAAGGGAAGAUCUUGGAAAUUUCUUAUGUAUCGUUAAUAAUGGAGUUGGAAACUCGUCGUCUAAAGAAGUUAUGUUGAUUGUUAAACAUAAACCAGAAAUCGACACCCGACCCCAGUUCAUGAAAUUCGCUAGUGAUGCUGGAGACACAGGUAAACUGAUAUGCAGAAGUCAGGCUUCUCCUCUGGCUAGGUACACAUGGGCUCGAAAUGGGUCUCCCAUUAAUUCGAAUACAACUGGAAAAUAUUACAGCACAUACAAACAGAUUGACCAACUGAUCACCGAAUCAACUCUCUUCAUUACCCAUGUCACUUCUGCUGAUUACGGUAACUACGAAUGUGUGGCCAGAAACGAAUUAAGCUUCGCUACCAAAUCCCUCAGACUGGAAGUAACGUCACCACCAGACACCCCAACACUCCUAACGGUUCUAAACGUCACUCACGACAGCGUAACUCUUGGAUGGACACCAGGAUUCGAUGGAGGAAUGAAGGCUUCCUACAGAAUUAGAUACAGAAAAGUGGACGACGAAGGCUACAAGUAUGAAGAUGUGGUGGGAGGCAAUGUGACCACUUAUGUUGUCAAAGAAUUGGAUAUCAACACGCAGUAUGUUUUUUCAAUAAUGGCGUCGAAUAAGCUGGGGAAUAGCAAGUUUAUGCCGGAUUUACUGUCAGCUAAGACUUCAGUUUUUGUCGAAGACGGUGUUGAGAAAGUUAUACCGGAAGAUCUACUUCUGGAAAAGCAAGAUUUGCCUAGGAUCGUGAUCAUUAGUGUCUCGGUGAUAGGCAUUAUUCUUUUGUUUAUUAAUAUUGCCCUAGUUGCGGGAUGCAUGCUUAAGAGGAGAGCUAAAAGAAUUAGAGAACAAAACAACCAAACCAGUAAAUCCGCAACAAUAGAGAUGUACGCGCCAAGCAGCUACAACGACACUGUCACAGGAGAAACUCUUUCGUCCGUUAGUGAAAAGAGCGAAACAUACAGUAAUGAAGAAGGCAACAAUGAAUACUUGGACGAAACGCGGAAACCCACCAGCAACUCAUAUUUAAUCGAACACCAACCGGAUUACCCAGGUGCGUACCCGACUUACGAAAUGCAAAUGCCCGCCCAGACUGGCAUUAACAUGGCUCACAAGACUCACACCUUGCCCCAUCCUCACCAUCACCAUCAUCAUCACCUUGCGCAUGAUCAAAGACCGAGAGCGAGGGAUGAUCAGAGUCUGGGUUAUCACGGUGGCAUGUCAGGUAAAUCAUCAUACGUCAGCGCACCAUCCCCAGCCCCACCAGCCGACGGCUCCUACUACAACAUGUCCGACCGGUACUUAUCGUACCCCCCACCGUUGGACUUCCAGAGUCCCCCUCCAAUCCCAGCCCACCCGCAUCUGACGCACACGCACGCACCCAUCACCCCGCCCUUGCCCUCCAACGGUUCCUUGCUCCGCCACGCCAGAGGGGUACCACCUCCAGACGUCCUGCACAACACGAGCCAGAAUAACCAAAUCCUGCAAGCUCAGAGCUUGUCUCAGAAACGCGAGCUCACUAGUUUCGGUAACGGUUACGGCGUGAACGAACAGGAGGGCCAUCUUGUCUGAGAUCAGGAGGAAAUUUUGUAUGUUUUGUAAAGUUCGUUUUUAUUGCGAGUGUUGUCCAAUACUUUUUAAAAUGAGCAAAGACUGGUGUGUAUAUAAUGAUAAAAAACUGAUAAAUACUCAAUUCAUGUGAUUUUGAAAAUUAAUAUCAUUGCAAUAGUGUGUAAAGACGAUUAUGAAGGUAGAAAAUAUUUCAGUAUGCGCGCGCAUUUCUCAAUCGCGGUUUGAGAGAGCGCGACAAUAUGUUACAGGAUUUAAAUCAAAAGUGAUAACAAAUUGAUGAUUUGAUUAAGUAUAAAAUGUUAAGUUUUGUUUCUUUUUAUUGGUUUUACUAGAAUUUUUAUUUGUUUCUUUUCAGUAAUGAUUGGUUUAGUUUUGGAUAUAGGCAUUUUCAAGCUUUUGUGUUUAAUGCCUGUGUUGACAUAUUUUUCCAAUUAGUCCAUUGAAACGUUAUAGUUUUUUGACCUUAGCCUGCAUUUUCCAGAGGGCGCAAUUUAAUUUUUUUAUUUAUUAAGGGGGUAAAUAUAUAAGCUCAAGUUCAAGUUUGUGAGGUCGCCACCUUUAGUCUCCAUCUUGGAAAAAGUGGUGCAAAGAGUUUUCGCGCUGUAUCUCAUAAACUAGUACCCCAAAGACAAUUGUAUAAGACAUUAUUGCCACCUAUUACUUUUUAUCGUAAAAAAAAUAUGAACAAAAAUACUUACCUAAAAAUUUUUGAAGAAAUUUUCUAUUGAGCCUUGUAACUUUUUUGAUCAUUUUACGAUAAAAUGACAUCAGAGCAAUAUUAUAAAUGGAUUUUCAACGAAAAAUUAUCACUGCAAGUUUGUAUAAAACCAAUAUUUAAUCUGGCUUUAACGGCGUUCCGAGGUUUUUCUUCUUUUUGUAAAGACAUGACUCUGUCUGUUUUUUCAAUGUGCCUCUAGCAAGUUGUCGUUCCAUCGUUUUCGUGGUCUUCCCACUGAUCGUGUUACUAUUGGGGAAAUGUCUCUUGCCGUCCUUACUACUCUAUAUUUGUUGUCAUUUGGCUUAUGUAGUCAUUUAAUUCUACUCUUCUAUUUCUUUCCCAGUAAUUAAUGUCCUCCACCUUUUACCGUCCAUUUUUCGAAGGGUUUCACCUCCGUUGUUUCGAGCAAUCUUUUUGUCCUUAUCAUUACGUACCUGACAAAUCCUCCUUUAUCGGAUUUGACACAAAUGACUCUUGGAAUGUUUCUGCGCAAAUAAAGCAAUUGUGCACACAAUCAAAACCUAUCUCUAGAUCUUCUGAUACUGAACAUGAUGAACUGCUGUUGCAUGUCCCUUAAAGUAUUCUGAAGGGUUACUAUGUUACGAGAUACAGUGCCAUAACUUUUUGCAUCCCUUUUUCCAAAAAGGCGGCUGGAAGCAACCCUAAUAUAACUUUUCAAUGGACUAAAUGUUUAUCUGUAAUUAUUCAUUGCGCAUGUGACGUCAUCAUUCAUAUGCCAACUGUAAUGUGUCACGUGUCAUCAGGUAAAGAUGUAUAUCGUACUAAAUGCAUAGACCUAAUAAGAUUCUUAUUGUGUCUAUGAGUAAAAGGAAGAUAGUGGAUAUAGUUUUUUGUUUGUAUUGAAAUAUUUUCUAAUUGCAUUCAGUGUUUUUUAUUAUGCCUGACUAAAUGUUUUUGUGGCUAUUUUUUCCUCAAAGGAAAGUAGACUGAUAGUUAAAUCUUGGUUUUUGAAGUUUACUAAUAAACAAUCAAAAGCUGAUAACAAUACCUAACAAUAAUAUCAAAAUUAAAAAUCAAGAUGGAGUCCUUUGAGUGAAACUGCCUCAUUUUCGGCCAUUGGACCGAAAUAUUUUUGCUAACUGAUAAUCAGUUCUAGAUAGUUCUAACUAAUGUGAUCUAAAUAUGUAAAUUUAUUUAACUUUUGUUAACAAGAUAACAUUUUAAACCUGUUUUGUGAAUACAAUGCAACCAAAAUUGCACGAGUGUUCAUAACUUCUUAAGGUGUCUUUAGGAAUGAAGAAUGAAGCGGAAUGCAGAAUCAACAUAAAUUGUUUAAAUGUGCAGCUUUCUUGGUUUGUUAAUUGCAUCUCUUUUUGUCUAAAGCUGUUGAUCAAUAUGAUUUCCGUCUAUCUAGCAUUUAACUGGACAAUUGGCUAAUGGAAAAUUAGUUAAAGAAAGAAUUCAUAUAAUUCUCUCUAAGAAUUCAUAUAAUUCAACCUAUAGUAUAUAAAUUACUAAUAUCUCGCCGAAGCGAUGACGGUCGCGAGUUCAGUGCUUUUUCCCCAUCCAAAUAGAAGUGCUAUACCUAUAUUAUAUACGGGUUGCGUGCAUCCUAUACUAUUUAUAUAUACCUACCUACGUACAGAAUUUAUUUCGGCGAAGCAAUGACGGUCACGAAAAUCAGAAAUAUACUUUUUGAUAAAAUAUGUACACAAAAUAAAAUAAAAAUUAAACCUGCAGCCAUUUUCCAAUAAAAGUUAUACCUACGCUUUUUCAAAAAAAAAUCAUUUUGAUGUUCACUGUAGCCUGUACACUGAACCUAGAGUCGAUAAAAAAAUAAACAAGUUUUGUAAAAACCUCAACUACUAUGUCUGUGAAUUUUCUGAAAUUACUAAGGAAGUAAGAAUCUUUUCUUGUAGGUAGGUUCUCUUCUAAUUUAUUAAAAUUUUCUAAAAAAAGAUCCAAGUUGGACUUAAAGUGGGUACAUAACUAGUACAAAACAAACGUUUUCGGACUAAUCAGUCCAUCAUCAGGUUAAAAACUUCAGAUCCAAAGUAGUUGGAACUAUUAGCUACAUAGGUAGGUCGAAUGACAUUGCCAGUAUAAAAAUUAAGCCAUUUCGGCUACAUCGAUGGCGACAAUAAGUCGAUGUUAUAAGAAUACAAUGUAAUUAGACUAUAAUGGAGUCUUCAUCUUGGCUUCAAACUGGCUUCAGUCUGUCAGUUUGAAGCCAAGAUGAAGAUCUUGGCUUCAAACUGACAGACUGAAGCCAGUUUGAAGCCAAGAUGAAGACUCCAUUAUAGUCUAAUUACAUUGUAUUCUUAUAACAUCGACUUAUUGUCGCCAUCGAUGUAGCCGAAAUGGCUUAAUUUUUAUACUUGGCUUCAAACUGACAGACUGAAGCCAGUUUGAAGCCAAGAUGAAGACUCCAUUAUAGUCUAAUUACAUUGUAUUCUUAUAACAUCGACUUAUUGUCGCCAUCGAUGUAGCCGAAAUGGCUUAAUUUUUAUACUGGUAAGGUCAUUCGACCUACCUAUGUAGCUAGUUCCAACUACUUUGGAUCUGAAGUUUUUAACCUGAUGAUGGACUGAUUAGUCCGAAAACGUUUGUUUUGUACUAGUGAUGUACCCACUUUAAGUCAAACUUUUAUUUUUUUAGAAAAUUUUAAUAAAUUAUAUACCAUCUACCUACAAGAGAAGAUUUUUUACUUCCUUAGUAAUUUUUGAUUAUGGUAUACAGCCAAUGAGAGGAACUCUUUCCUAUUUAUUUUCUAAAAUUCUUAAAUUUAUUGAAAGACAAUUAAAAAAUAGUAAAAAAGAAAAAAAUGGCAUUUUUGAGGUUUGGGUGAGGGGUGGCGGUCUAAAAUUGAGUCUUAUUUUUUAAUUACAUAGAACUAAUAAAGUGAAAAAUAUUGACUUCUGGGAGUAAGAACAUUUUCCUAUCUUACCGGUACCGGUUAACACCCUUUAUUACCUGCUCGUUUUCAUCGGAUUAUUUCUUUAAUAAUUAGCUGUAGAAGGCUGUAAUUGUUUAUGAAUUUUCCAUACAUUUUCGGUGUCUUAAAUUAAUAAUCACGAUUAAUUGAACUAGUGUUACCGAAUUUGUCUUUAGCUUUUACAUGCUCGUUAAUUAAUUCUUAAUUCUUGACAAACUAAGUUAUCAAUCGAAGUAGCGCAGAAAACGACAAUAAAUAUCGCCUCCGUACCACCAGAUUGACAACAGGUGGAAUACUUUCUUUGGUUACACCUCCUGAGACUUUUACAAUUUAUAAGUCAUACAGGUGCCGAGAAAAUUAAGAUGAGAGAAUUUUAAAUAAUUCACAACUCAUCUACUCAGCAUGGUAAAGCUCCAACAAGAAAGAUUCCUUAAUACUCAAAAGAGUAAAUGAAUUAAAAAUGUAUAAACAUUCUCAAUUUCUUUGCAAAACGAAAAUGCAGCAGCUGCAUAAUACUCUGGUUAAAGCGGAGAGUGCAGGAAGAGUCUAUACCGGUUUCGGAGAUCUUUUUCCCCUCAUCAGUAAACCCAUAUCCUCUUCUCUCCGCUUUAACCAUUUACCAUAGCUUAGGGCCUUCCCGAAUUGCAAAGAAAGAAAUGUCACGGAUGAACUAGGGCCAUCUACCGGAAAACAAACUAAGUUAUCAAUCGAAGUAGCGCAGAAAACGACAAUAAAUAUCGCCUCCGUACCACCAGAUUGACAACAGGUGGAAUACUUUCUUUGGUUACACCUCCUGAGAUUGUUACAAUUUAUAAGUCAUAUUAAGAAUUAAUUUUCUCGGCACCUGUAUGACCUAUAAAUUGUAAAAGUCUCAGGAGGUGUAACCAAAGAAAGUAUUCCACCUGUUGUCAAUCUGGUGGUACGGAGGCGAUAUUUAUUGUCGUUUUCUGCGCUACUUCGAUUGAUAACUUAGUUUGUUUUCCGGUAGAUGGCCCUAGUUCAUCCGUGACAUUUCUUUCUUUGCAAUUCGGGAAGGCCCUAAGCUAUGGUAAAUGGUUAAAGCGGAGAGAAGAGGAUAUGGGUUUACUGAUGAGGGGAAAAAGAUCUCCGAAACCGGUAUAGACUUUUCCUGCACUCUCCGCUUUAACCAGAGUAUUAUGCAGCUGCUGCAUUUUCGUUUUGCAAAGAAAUUGAGAAUGUUUAUACAUUCUUAAUUCUUGUUUUAUUUUGAUAGUAACCUAGUUAUGUAUUUCAAAAAGUCCUUCAAAGAUCCUCCCCAAAGCGAAUGAAGAUAUAUUCCUUCAUUCCUAAUAGUCUUGAGAGCCCCUAGACGUAAUGAACUCUGGUGCAAUAUUGAUUUUCCCUUAUAAUAAUACAUUCUUUUUAAAGUUGUGUACAUAGUUAAGUUUUAUUUAAUCAAAAAAUAAUUUACUAGUCCAAAUGAUCAACCAAAGUGUUAUUAUUUCUUGUAUAAAUUAAUUUCUUAGGCAAAGAAAUUGCGACGAGAGGUCUUACGUACUUUUUAUUUUUAAUACUUUGUAUGUUACUAGGAAAUUCUCAUGUUUCAUUUUUUUUAACUUUGUUAUUUUGUACAUUUCUUCAUUGUCUUUUAUUUUAUUUUAAUUUUUAGGAAUAAAUAGUUAUGUUUCAGUUC